Westerdykella ornata is the source of this 1690-nucleotide messenger RNA. RefSeq names its product di-trans,poly-cis-decaprenylcistransferas-like protein. Gene Ontology annotation, cellular component: dehydrodolichyl diphosphate synthase complex; endoplasmic reticulum membrane. NCBI's taxonomy places the organism in Eukaryota, Fungi, Ascomycota, Dothideomycetes, Pleosporales, Sporormiaceae. The record is from RefSeq and is a predicted model, not a curated record. The coding region runs from base 331 to 1413 and encodes 360 amino acids. Gene Ontology annotation, molecular function: ditrans,polycis-polyprenyl diphosphate synthase [(2E,6E)-farnesyl diphosphate specific] activity. The transcript has 3 exons.
CCCUCUUCUAUAUUUCAUACUCUAAAUACUCCCUCUCUGAUUGUAACUCCCUCUAUAACAAUAUCUGCAAGCCACCAUGCUCACUAACUAAAGCGACGCGCAAUUGACCCCGCAUCACCGAGGCUGAGCAUACGCCUAAGUCGUGGUUGAGAAACUGUGGCGUCAGCACCAGCCUCAACCGUGAAAUUCACAUACCCACCAUCUCCCCGCUCGACAACCUCCCUGGCCUAACAGGCCUAUACUCAACAACCGCAGUUGUUUCUUUAGAUCGUCACUCGCUCAUUGCUUUGCACCCAUAAAAAGCCGUAUUUCCCACUCUGCGGCCGCACAAUGGCCUCCACAGGCAUCAGCCCUCGAGAAGCCGCAGUGUUGCGACGCGGCAAGCUCGACGGCAAACCACUCUCCGCCGAGGAGCGAGAGAAGCUCCUGAAGCCCUACCUCCCAGAAGACCUUCCUCCUUCUACCUCGCCCUCCCGAGGCGCCUCGCCCACUCGGAGACCCAAAAACCGCCGAGCGAGCACUUCGCGACGUCGAAGACCCGGCCUAAUCCGCCAUGGUCUGCACGUCCUCAUAUACGCCAUCAUCUCCUUCCUCUUCUCCGUCUUCUUCCGCUUCCGCCAUGCCUUCCGCCACGUCCGCAACAAAAUCGUCGCUCUCCUAAAGUACCACCACCGCACACCCGAGUUCAUCCAGCGCGACACGCGGCACCUGGAACGGCUGCCGAAACACCUGAGCGUGAUCCUCCAGUUCUACGAGGGCGACGAGGACCAGGGCUCAGCGGGAUUGGAGGGCCUGGUGAACGAUGUAGGCGAGAUAGCGGCGUGGACGGCGGCGGCGGGGAUACCGUUUCUCAGUGUUUAUGAGAGGACGGGCAAACUGAAGAACUACAUCCAACAAACCCACACCAGCAUCUCCUCGACCCUCGAAGCCUACUUCGGCCCCCGCCGCACCCCGACCCUCUCCGUCCGCGCCCCCCAUCUCCAAUCCUACUCCCCCCCACCAACGCCCGACCCCCAAGACGACACCUCUCCCACCUCCAACGGCCACCCCAGUCCCAAAACCUCACCGAAACCGCCGCGCCAACACCUCACCGUGCUCCUCCUCUCGGCGGAAGACGGCCGCGACACGCUCGUCGACCUGACCAAGACGCUCUCGGAGAUGGCGCAGAACGGGGCGCUGCAGCCCGAGCAGAUAGACGCCAAGCUGAUCGAUAGCGAGCUAUGCGAGGCGGUCAGCGGCGAGCCGGAUCUGCUGGUUUUGUUCCAGCCGAGUGUGUGCUUGAAGGGGUAUCCGCCGUGGCAGUUGAGGUUGACGGAGAUUUUCCAUCUACCGGAUAACAAGGGUGUGAAUUACCAGGUUUUCCUGCGGGCGUUGCAUGCCUACGCCAAGAUGGAGAUGCGCUUGGGCAGGUAGCAAGAUGAGGGCGGAUGUAUGUGCAAUUUCCUUUUCUUUUCAACUUCAGCUUGGAAGAAGGAUGGAUGUAUGCAUAGCUAUAGGGCGAUGUAGCGAGUCGUACGUAUACCCUGCAUGAAACGCUAUUUAUUCCUCUGGAUUUUGCUACAAGGGUUCGACGGGUGAGGAGUUCGUUCUUAGGGGAUAGAUCAUUCAGCCUCCUGUCCCCCAUGCAAGCCACACCCAAUCGCAGUUGAUAAGUCGUACGUACAUAAGAGCGAUGUUUGGAUAUAUAUGU